This is a messenger RNA of Aspergillus versicolor CBS 583.65, 1664 nucleotides long. RefSeq lists its product as uncharacterized. Lineage: Eukaryota; Fungi; Ascomycota; Eurotiomycetes; Eurotiales; Aspergillaceae. The record is from RefSeq and is a predicted model, not a curated record. The transcript has 2 exons. Bases 176 to 1453 code for a protein of 425 amino acids.
CUUCCCUAGACGCUGCACUGCCAGCACCCGGCGCUUACACGACACGCCUCAUCGGCCCUCAAUACGCGCCGGACAAAGCUAUAAAGCCGCCAGCACCUUGUCUGUUCGUUGCAUCCAUGUCAGCUUCCCCCCGCCUUCCGCAUUCCCGCGACAGGUGCAGCAGCAAGCCAUCACAAUGGCAGAGGCUAUCGGCGCCGCCUCUGGGCUCCUAACGUUAUCGACCUUUGCAUUUGACGCCAGCAUAAAAUUAUACACCACCGUGAAGGGCUACCAGUCGCAUCCGAAGCAAGUCCGCGAUCUCUUAGAUGAAAUCCAGGCCCUGGUGGAUGUUCUGGGGCCGCUUACGGAUACCAUCAGUGCGAAUGCCGAUGUGGAUCUCUCUGCCCUUAGGUUUCCUCUGCGCCAGUGUGGUAAUGCCUGCUCGGAGCUCGAGAAGGAAAUUAAGAAAUGCUUACCCAAGCCGGACAGCGGCAAGACCAGCCUUCGAGGGUGGGCGAGGCUACGAUACAUGGGCGACGACAUUAAUGGGUUUCGAGGGUUGAUUUCAGGAUAUAAACUGACAAUUAGCAUUGCCCUUGCUGAUGCGCAUCUUCGCAAGUCAUCCAUCACCGCCGAGAGCAUCAAAGCCCACGAAGAGCUUGUCAAAACCGCCAAAGCCGAUCUCGGAGCCCAUCUAGAAAGUCUGGAUGAAAAGAUGGAGCUCAUCCUCGAGAGGACAACAGAAGAUGCCAACCCAGACGAGACUGAAAUGCAGAAACUAAAAGACGAGCGGCUGAGCACCGAGAAAUGCCUCGAAAUCUGCACCCAGCUCUCCCAGCAUAUCGGCGAGAUUGCUAGCUUGAAGAAUCGCAGCGCCUCCUCUGCAUCGGAAGAUGACCCAACCACCUUCCCCGAGCGGGUUGUCAGCGAAGGCUUGCAAGAGUGCCAGGAGAGUCUCAAUACCACGGCCGCCAAGUUGGGCGAGCAUAUGAACUCUGUAUGGGAGCGGCUUCUAGCAAAAUCAAAGACCGUCCUCACCUCCGAGGAGGAGAUUGAGGAACUAUCCAAGUUGAAGGAUCAGUGGGAGACAACCCGGCAAUGCAUCGACAUCUGCUCGAAAGCGGAUCGGCGCAUGCGAGAAAAUGUCAGUAAUAUUGUCAACCAUUCUACGGGUGACGCUGUACAGUUCAUGGUCUCCACCGAUGGCAACAUCAUCAAUGGGACUAACAAGGGUCUCGGAUGGAGAUCGAGGCAGGUGGGAGGCCAUCUCAAUGAUGCUACUGUGCAACAAAUAUCGCGCGACUUUGCAAGUGUCUACCUUCGGCAUCCUGAAAAUGGAGCAGCAGCGCCUCAUUCGACAUCCCCUACUCCGAGUCCGGAUGAGUCUUCAUAUGAAUUCACUCAACGAUAUGGACGGGGUAGCAAACUUUCCCCUAAAUCGACACCCCAGGGAUCUAUGGGAAGGGUGGCAUAACAACCCGCAAAUAAGACGCCCUUGACUUUUCUGCGUUCAGCUUAGCGUUUUUCUUUUCUUUGGAUAGUUUGUACUCGAGUCGGCGAUUUGGUAUCCACGUACUCUAUAAAAUUAUAUAUUCCUGAUAUUCAGACUAUAUACAUAAGCCCUUUACGAAGUUUCGCUAUUAGUAGCGGCGCCAGUCUCAUACCUAAACACGAAUAGCUGUCCC